GUCUUUCAAACACAUACCUUCUGUCUUUUUUUUUUUUUUGUUGAGAAAAUGUAAACACUAUUGAAUCGGGCUUAUUGGCUUAAGUACAAUCAGAAAUUAACAAAUCCACCAAAAAAUUUGAAAGAGAUUAAAAAGAAGAAAAAUCCUUGGAAUGAAGCGCCCAUGCAACCAGCCAAAUAGUGAGCAACUCCAUUAUGUUCUCUAUAAAUGUGCUUGAAGUAACAACCAGGUAGAUUGACAAGAAGAAGCUUUAGGUCCAGGUACAGCGACCGAAGACUAGGAUCGGAGUCUGAUGGUAGAUCGAUAGAAACAGCCAACUUAGAGCAAUCCGUCUCAAAUCUCAGUGCCUGCGGACCCAAAGAACGUGCAAAAUCCAAAGCCUCAAACCCCACUAAUAACUCUUCAUGCUCAGCUGAUGAAGCACGAUCAAUAUACUUAGCCCGGCCUCCCAUACAAAUACCAUUACUAUCUCUAGCAAUAAGGCCAACACCUCCCUCUAAUGUAACAGGAUUAAAGACCCCAUCCAAGCAGAUACUCACUCAACCCGGCAUAGGCUACAUCCAUCUAGAUUUGGGGCGACCAGAUUUACUAACAGAUGGGUUAGCAGUUUUUUUGAUACGAAGAUGGGUUAGCAAUUACAUAAUCCUAAACACAUACCUUUUGUCUUGGUUGUAAUUCCAAGAUUUAUUUCAGACGUAACAGUUGCCUUCGGUCCUUUCCUAAUGAAAGACUUUGCAAGUCAUUCAGUCUUUGUUCACCGAUGUGGAAUAGAACGAUUAAGACCAGACCUGAAGAAAAAGAUAUCUCAACUUCAAUUUGCACUGAAGUUGAUGAUUACGUAGACACUUUAAUAAUUAAGGACUCGAAAUUUCUAAAUGAAAGACCUUUAAAAGUCAUUGUUGCUGCAGCUCUGGUACUUAAUAUAUACCCAAUACAAUCAGUGAUUAGAAACCCUAUAAUUUGCCCGAGGACUAGACAAGGACCAGAACAUUGGUCAUGCUUAUGAUUUCAUAUCAGAAGCAGCGGAACUCCCCCUCUUCAACUUCAUCCUCUCAUCUUUCUCCACCUACAAUGAAACCAAUCAUCACUCUUCUCUACCUCUCCUUGUUUCUCCACAUCCUCACUCUCUUUGUCGCCGGUCAGGCGCCACCAUACACUCCUGUUGACAAUAUCACCCUCGCCUGCGGCAAUUCCGGCCAACCGAGCUCCAAUGUCGACCUCAGAAAGUGGAGUGGAGAUAUCGACUCAAAAUUCACCCCAAUAGGUAACGCAUCCCAAUCCAUAGAUGCACCGCGGUCGUCCACCGCCAGCGACGUCCCUUACACCAAAGCUCGGCUCUCUCGCUCCAAAUUCACUUACACAAUUCCCCUCUCUCCGGGCCAAAAGUUCAUCCGCUUGCAUUUCAAUCCAGAUACAUACAACCCGAACUUCCAACGCUCCAACUCCCUCUUCUCCGUCACCGCCGCCGGCUUCACUCUCCUCAAAGACUUCAACGCCUCCGUCACCGCCGACUCUUCCGGCGAGUCCCCACUUGUCAUAGAAUUCUGUGUUAACAUCGAGACAGGAGAGAGACUCAACAUCACCUUCACACCAAGCGAAGAUGCGUACGCUUUCAUCAACGGAAUCGAAAUCGUGUCCAUGCCCACCGGUUUUUACUAUACUUCAGCCAAUUUCAUCAACACCAGCGCAAGCACAUAUCUGAUCGCAAACAACACAGCUCUGGAGAUGGUGUACCGAAUCAACGUCGGCGGAGCCCCCAUCUCACCGGAAGGAGACUCCGGAAUGUACCGGACUUGGGAAACUGCCGAUGAAACUUAUUUGGAUGAUAUAAGUAAAAAAGAAAGCGUGCUACCGCAGAACAAUACAAUCAAGCUCAACUUCGUCAAAAUUCCAGAAUACUCUGCCCCAAAACCAGUUUACACAACAGGUCGGUCAAUGGGGAUGAACAAAACCAUCAACAAGAGCUAUAACCUCACAUGGGUAUUUCCCGUGGAUCCCAAGUUUUAUUACCUGGUGAGACUUCAUUUUUGUGAGUUUGAAUCUGAAAUUACCAAGUUCAGAGAUCGAGCGUUUCAAAUCUCCAUGGCCAAUCAAACGGCAGAAAAUAUUGCAGAUGUUAUCCAAUGGAGUGGAGCAAAUGGGAAUCCAGUUUACAGAGACUAUGUUGUGGGCAUGUUUAUGUCUCAGGUUGGAAGCCAGAAGAAAGUUAACCUCUUUCUAGAACUUGCAGCGCUACAGAAUGAUUCGGAUACUACAUACAACGAUGCCAUCUUGAACGGGCUAGAAAUCUUCAAGCUCAGUGACCCGAGUCGGAAUCUUGCCGGACCCAACCCCGACCCGCCUCCACCGACGCUGGCACAGCAAAUCCCCAAAAGUUCAACUACAAGUAAAUCACAUACUUCUUUGCUGCCCAUCAUAGUUGGUGUACUCUCCGGAGUCCUACUUCUUCUCUAUGUUCUUGUAAUUUUAGUUUUCAGGCGAGGAAGGAAAGUCGAGGAGUCUAGUUCCAGCCGGGGAAAGUUGACUUUACCGUCCUGUUUGUGUCAUUACUUUUCGCUACCGGAAAUGAAAGCCGCCACUCAAAACUUCAAUGAUUCUCGCAUCAUUGGAGUUGGAGGGUUUGGCCAUGUGUACGAAGGAUUUCUUGCGGAUGGGUCUACCCAUGUUGCAAUCAAACGGUUGAAAGACAUGUCAUCACAAGGGGCCCGCGAGUUUAGGACAGAAAUUGAGAUGCUCUCUCGACUUCGUCACCGCAAUUUAGUGUCUCUUAUUGGAUACUGUGCCGAUGAAGGUGAGAUGAUCUUGGUGUAUGAUUACAUGGCACAUGGGACACUUGGUGACCAUCUCCACCACACUGAUAAUCCACCUCUUUCGUGGGAACAACGGCUUCAAAUUUGUAUUGGUGCAGCGCAAGGUUUGCACUAUCUACAUACAGGUACUGAGGGCACCAUCAUUCACCGAGAUGUGAAGAGCACAAACAUAUUAUUGGAUGAGAAAUGGGUAGCCAAAGUUUCAGAUUUUGGGUUGUCGAAGAAUGGCACAAUCACCCUUUCCAAGACCCACAUUAGCACAAAGGUGAAGGGUAGUUUCGGAUAUCUUGACCCCGAAUACUAUCGACGUCAACAAUUGACUGAGAAGUCUGAUGUGUACUCAUUUGGCGUGAUUUUGUGCGAGGUAUUAUCUGGAAGGCCAGCCGUGACAACCGUGGACAAUAAUCGAGUCGGCCUGGUUGGAUGGGUCAAGAAGUGUCAUGGUAAUGGGAAACUUGAUCAAAUUAUUGACCCAAAUUUGAAGGGUAAAAUUGCAGUGAGAUGCUUGCAUAAAUUUGUUUCCAUCGCAAUGCGUUGCAUGGAUGAUAAUGGGAUCAAUCGGCCGUCAAUGGACGAUGUUGUGAGAGAGCUUCAAUUUGCAUUGAAGAUGCAACAAAACAACGAGGACUAUACUGAUCGCAUUGAAAUGACAGUUCAAGAUAGAAUUGCUUUGAUCAAGGACAAUGAAGGGUCUUGUUCUAGUGAGCAAAGUAGUGGGGUGAACGAAUCCGUCCAAGGGUUGACUGGCACAAUCUUCUCCGAGAUCAUUGAUCCGGUUGGGAGAUAGUCAAUGAGCAACAUGGUUAACAAGAUGAAAGCAAUCCUUGUACAACUUCUUUUUCCUUUUGAGAAUGUGGAAUAUGUAAGAUGUAAACUUGAGAACACAAGGAUAAAUCACAGAAUAUUUAGAUACAAAUGACAAGACUUGCUCCAAAUUUCACUAU
Rosa chinensis is the source of this 3754-nucleotide messenger RNA. Its product is annotated as receptor-like protein kinase FERONIA. The record is from RefSeq and is a predicted model, not a curated record. Bases 997 to 3597 code for a protein of 866 amino acids. The transcript has a single exon. Gene Ontology annotation, biological process: protein phosphorylation. Gene Ontology annotation, molecular function: protein kinase activity; ATP binding. Lineage: Eukaryota; Viridiplantae; Streptophyta; Magnoliopsida; Rosales; Rosaceae.